Argiope bruennichi is the source of this 534-nucleotide messenger RNA. RefSeq lists its product as uncharacterized. The record is from RefSeq and is a predicted model, not a curated record. Gene Ontology annotation, molecular function: nucleic acid binding; RNA-DNA hybrid ribonuclease activity. The transcript has a single exon. Bases 1 to 534 code for a protein of 177 amino acids. NCBI's taxonomy places the organism in Eukaryota, Metazoa, Arthropoda, Arachnida, Araneae, Araneidae.
AUGCCAAACAUAAAGAUAUCCUGGAUUAAAGCCCACGCCGGAUAUGCAGGUAAUGAGAAAGCGGAUAGACUUGCCAAACAAGCUACUGAUUCAGACAGCCCUAUCCAGCCCGAACCAUACCCAAUUUCAUUCAUAAAGUCCAGUCUAAGGCGAACCAUGUUGGAAAAGUGGCAAACGGAAUGGGACAAUGGCGAAACUGGAAGACUCAUCUACCAGCUUCUUCCAAAAGCCACUCAACAACUUACGCCCUGGAGAAGGGAAGAAAUUCUCUUCUUCACAGGCCAUGGCCCAUUUCCCACCUACUUAAAAAGGUUCAAUUUAGCAGACGAACCUUACUGCACAUGCGGCGAAGUGGGGUCACCACUCCACUACGCAACAGAAUGCAUUUUAACUACAUCUUAUCACCUAACGAAACCGUCAGCUAACCUUCAACAGGCCUGGUUCUACAGGGUAGCAGAUAACUCUCUCAGCAGGACCAAGAUCAGAAAAAUGGUUCAAUUCCUGCAUGAAGAGUCACAACUGUUCAGAUACUGA